AUGUGGUCGUAUGCUUUCGUAGACACACUCUGGUGGUUAACUGCCGUACGAUAUGACUGGUUGAAGUUGUACGAAACAAGAUGGCAGAUGCCACUGAUUAUGAUACUUGGAGCUCUUGUUGCAGGUAUGACUUCAGAAGGUGGUGGUGCUGUAGCGUUUCCUUUCAUGACUCUUGGGCUUCAUAUAGAACCUGUUACUGCCAGAGAUUUCUCACUUCUCAUGCAGUCCAUAGGAAUGAUGUGCGCACUAUUCGUUGUUGUAUUCAUGCGGGUACAAAUCGAGCAGAAAGCAGUACUCUUCGGAACUCUAGGCUCUAUUCCUGGUCUCAUUUUUGGCUUCAAAUUUUUUGAUCCACUUCUUGAUGCAAGUCAAAAGAAGAUGUUAUUUGUGUCAAUCUGGGCAUCAUUUGCUAUAGCUCUAUUCAUUUUAAAUUCGCACAAGAAAAGAAAAACGUAUCCUAAGAUACCGGACUUUAAACCUUGGAAAGCGGUAGUGCUCUCUGCUACCGGAUUUGUUGGAGGAAUCUUUACUGCCUUUGCUGGGUCCGGCGUAGACAUUUGCAUUUUUUCUAUGAUUACUCUACUCUAUAGGGUAACUGAAAAAACUGCUACUCCGACAACUGUUGUUUUGAUGGGUUUGAAUUCUAUGGUCGGAGGUUAUUACCGCCUCAUUUGGGAAGGUGAUGUUUCUAAACUUGCUUUAGAAUAUCUACAGGUUUCUAUUCCUGUCGGUGUUACUCUCGCCCCUUUCGGCAGCUUUCUUGGAUCUCAUUUUCACCGGCAGGUUCUAGCCUGUUUCGUCUACUUUCUCGAAGCGCUUUCCCUCGUCGGCUUUCUAAUCACUCGACCUCCUUUAAUUUUAAUCGGCUUUGGUGCUGCAAUCAUUCUCAUCGGUUUUGGAUUCUUCUCGACAAUCAGCAAAGCAGGAGAAAAACUAAUGGAAAAAAUUGAGGUUUGA
Messenger RNA from Strongylus vulgaris, 957 nucleotides. The record is from the annotation of a GenBank genome assembly. Lineage: Eukaryota; Metazoa; Nematoda; Chromadorea; Rhabditida; Strongylidae.